AUGAUGAAUCAGACUCCAAUGGUGGAAUUCUUGCUCAUGAGAUUCACUGAGAAUUGGGUGCCGUUGAGUCUGCAUGCUGUGCUCUUCUCCCUGAUCUACCUGGUAGCCAUGUUGGAGAAUUUAAUUAUGGUCCUCCUCACAAUUCUUGACCGACACCUCCAUACCCCUAUGUACUUUUUCCUCAGGCAUUUGUCCUUCUUGGAUCUGUGUCUCAUUUCUGCCACAGUCCCCAAAUCCAUCCUCAACUCCAUCACCCUCACCAACUCCAUCUCUUUCAUGGGGUGUGUGUUGCAGCUCUUUCUCGUGGUGCUGUUGGCUGGGUCAGAGAUUAGCAUCCUCACUGCCAUGUCCUGUGACCGCUAUGUUGCCAUCUGCCGCCCUCUGCACUAUGAGGCUAUCAUGAGCAGAAGGUCCUGUGUUCAGUUGCUGGCUGUGUCUUGGCUCAGCGGUGGGAUCUUGGGAAUCUUGUACUCAGCUGGGACAUUCUCUCUGAAUUUCUGUGGCUCCAAUAUGAUACAUCAGUUCUUCUGUGAUGUACCUGCCCUACUAAAGCUCACUUGUUCUAAAGAACAUACCACCAUUAGUGUCAGCGUGGCCAUUGGGGUCUGUUAUGCAUUUUCAUGUCUACUUUGCAUUAUAGUCUCCUAUGUGUAUAUUUUCUCCGCUGUGUUAAGACUCACAUCCAGGCAGAGCCAAUCCAAAGCCUUUUCCACCUGCGUGCCUCACCUCAUUGUUGUGAGCGCAUUUCUUGUAACAGGUGCUGUUGCUUAUUUAAAGCCAGUCUCUGAUGUGCCUUCUAUUCUAGACUUGCUGGUGUCUGUGUUCUAUUCUAUUGUACCCCCUACCUUGAACCCUGUUAUUUACUGUCUGAGGAACAAGGACAUUAAAUUGGCUCUAGGUAAAGUCCUGUGGAAUGUUAGAAGUGGAGUAAUGAAAAGAUGA
Messenger RNA from Carlito syrichta (Philippine tarsier), 942 nucleotides. Its product is annotated as olfactory receptor 14K1-like. Gene Ontology annotation, cellular component: membrane. The transcript has a single exon. Lineage: Eukaryota; Metazoa; Chordata; Mammalia; Primates; Tarsiidae. Gene Ontology annotation, biological process: G protein-coupled receptor signaling pathway. Gene Ontology annotation, molecular function: olfactory receptor activity; G protein-coupled receptor activity; odorant binding. The record is from RefSeq and is a predicted model, not a curated record. Bases 1 to 942 code for a protein of 313 amino acids.